AUGCUCUCGUUUAUUGCUUUUGGGGUGAUUUGCAACACCCCGAUUUGUACACUAAUUUACAACCCUCGAGGUGCAUAUAAUUUACUUUCUUGGCUUGGCAGGGGCACCAUGAGUACAGACAGGAGUUGGAGCAGCGAUGUCCUGCGUCCGAGCCGCGGAACGGAUGCCGUGCCGCAGCCUCUUCCUUCAACAACAUCUCCUUCGCGAAAGAUCUCCAUCAUCUAUUUGCACGCACUUCCACGAGGCAACCAGCCGGCACGUCCUCGCGAGGAGUCAUCACCGCGUAGUCUGGCUGGCUUGGAUAUCCCACGUAGAAUCUCGGCGGCGGCGGCGGCGGCGGCGGCGGCGGCGGCGGUGGCGGAAGCCGAAACAUGCGGGAUACGAGGUGGCUAUUCGUAUUGCUGUUUGGUCUUCUGCACCGCCUCUGCCCGCACGCGCAUGCGCAUGCGCAUGGCCAACAUGCGCUCACAAAUGGCUCCAUGUCCUCCACCUCCACCUCCACCUCCACCUACGCGCCUACCUACACGGGGCCAGCCACGGGCAAAACAGCGCUGGGCGGCGAACGGCGAUAUGACGUUUGUUUCGACCUCCGUGUACAACAGCACGACAACAGCAGUCUUUGCCUCGACGCUGUACACGACCAUUACAUCUCUCGGCGACAAUGCCACUCCGUAUACGCUCUGCGAUGGCUUCCCUCGCAUCAAUGCCAGCCGAACCGUCACCUCGAUCGAAAUCCCACACACACUCACUCAGACAGUCGCUGUGACGACUUCGAUUCCGACGCCGAUUCCUCAGCCAAAUUGCACAAUCGGACCAGCCGACUGCUCGUCUUUGCUCACUGCUUGGCGGGCAGCGUCUGCAGCAUUUCAGAGCUUCUCAGCCACAGGCCCAACCGCUACACCACCGCCAUAUGUCCCAUCCCCAAUAUGCGGCUCUGCCACCGUUGCACCUCAAUCUGUGGCGGUGGAUGACCCUCUCUGUGUCAUGAAUGCGGCUUCUGUCCAACUCCUAUACUGGCCAGUGCAGACCGUGACGCCUUGCGAUGCUUGCCAUCGCAGUCUGAGUGACUGCCCGACAACCACUGCAGGCCCUACCAUAUCUGGCAAACCCAAUACCAUCGUCUGGCGCAACCAGACGUUGACAAGUCCUACGGCAUACAUUGCUUUCGAAGGAUCCUGGGCCUACACCGUUGGCGAGACCACUCAUACCACUCCUCAGACCAUCGUCAUCCCUCAAGAUCCUGCUUCCGUUUCCACCUACUGUGGUAAGCCUGGAGGGGGCUACAGUCCACCGAAGAGCGUCAAUUACAACAACUUCAACAGUCCAAUUCCCGCGGAUGUGUAUCGAUGCCAGCCAAGCUGCUUCACCAACCCACUGCCAUGGUCAGCGCAACCUGUCCCAUUUACAUACACCGAUACCAUCGACGGCAUGUCGCUUGCUACGGAGAAUCUAUGUUCCACCAUCUGGAAUGACUACGCACCAGUGCUCUCAAUCCCCGAAGCCUUCAAAACGAUCAAUCCUGCUGGCUAUGUGGAUAUGUUUGGCGUGCCAAGUGUAUGCCGCUUCAUUUUCGACGAAGAUGCUGUACUAUUCGAUCCUCCCAUCGCACUCACGGAAGUUGAUAUGGCUGCGAGGCCCACAUUACCGCGUGGCAACAGUGCUGAGCCGACUCCUACGGAAACAUAUACUAUGCCCAAUGCUCCUACGGUUCCGACUGCGCCGACCGCCAACCAGCCGACCGUGCCAACAAGAACAGCUGUAGCCGUUGCGGAGAGUCAAGUCGCUCCUUCGAACGUUCAACCUCUGCCCUACCCUCCUGAUUCUCAAAAUGCGGGUCAGCCUCCGCCAACGAAGACAUCGCCAAGUGUGGCGGAUAUUAUCGCUUCAGUCAUGGGAAUGACGGCGCCAAACAAUGGAAGACCGGGCACGGCAGUGACACUGGCGUACGCGACGGAUGGAUCUGCUAUUGUCGUGAAUGGUGCGACUGCGUCUUUGGGAAAUGAAAAUCACAAUGCUGGCAACUCUGUUGUACGCUCUGGUACUAUCUCCGUCGCUGGAACCUCCUAUCCAUGGUCCAAGGUCGGCUCCUCAGUCAUCAUCGACGGCCAAUCACUAUCUCCUGGUGCAAGAAUCGCUGUCAAUGGACAGACCAUCAGCUUAGUAGGCGAUUCACACGUCGUCGCCAUCUCAGGAGAUGUCACGUCGACUAUGAAUCUGGAAGCAACAGCCACAAGCGCUCUCAGCGAGGGUUCGGGAGGCGUGAUUACCGGAGGGAGCAAUACACUGAGCUAUACGACAUCAGGAGGCGUGUUAGUCAUCGGCGGACACACGUUGACGCCCGGAGAGACCAUCACACUUGGUGCCGAGUCCUCUACCCCAACAGCGAGUACAACUCAGCACACUUCUUCGAGAAGUAAUACGGCUGCGCAUUCAACGGCCACUACGACAUCUGGAUCAUCAAAAGCCGAAAGUUCUGGGAUUUGGCGCAUUUUGCUGACGGCUUUGCUCAUCAUGAUAGCUUUGUUCGCUGCAUGGUAGGAUAGACAUAUACCACUGAUGAUAAUAUGUAAUGUAAUGAAAACCGUGUCG
This is a messenger RNA of Pseudocercospora fijiensis CIRAD86, 2589 nucleotides long. RefSeq lists its product as uncharacterized. NCBI's taxonomy places the organism in Eukaryota, Fungi, Ascomycota, Dothideomycetes, Mycosphaerellales, Mycosphaerellaceae. The coding region runs from base 1 to 2538 and encodes 845 amino acids. The transcript has 9 exons. The record is from RefSeq and is a predicted model, not a curated record.